CUGAAGUGAUCCUGAGGUUGAUCCUGACACCGACCGUGCGGACGGACUCCGGUGAUCCGCUGAUCCACGCGUGGAUAAAAUGACAGCGGAGUUGGUGUUGAUGAGCUUCACUCUGCUGCUGCUGCAUCAGGCAGCUCGCUCUGACCUUUUGGAUUAUGGCGAGGAUGAGGAAGACCACCAUGACGUCACCGUCAACCAGAUGUUGGUGCCCAGGUCUCACCAGGAGGAUGCCACGAACAUCCUGAACAACCUGCUCAAGGAGUAUGACAAGACCCUGAGGCCAGACAUCGGAGUGAAGCCAACCAUCAUCGAUGUGGGGAUUUACGUCAACAGUAUUGGACCUGUGUCCUCCAUAGACAUGGAAUAUCAGAUUGACAUCAUCUUUGCUCAGACCUGGGUGGACACACGUCUGCGUUACAACAGCAGCAGCAUGAGGAUACUCACACUAAACAGUAACAUGGUGGGUUUGAUCUGGCUUCCUGACACCAUCUUCAGAAAUUCUAAAACUGCAGACUCUCAUUGGAUAACAACGCCCAAUCAGCUGCUGCGGAUCUGGAACAAUGGGAAAAUUCUUUACACUCUGAGGAUGACCAUCAACGCUGAGUGUCAGCUGCAGCUUCAUAAUUUCCCAAUGGAUGAACAUUCCUGUCCUCUGGUCUUCUCCAGCUAUGGAUACCCUCGAGAUGAGAUUGUGUACAAGUGGAAGAGGAACUCAGUGGAGACGUCAGAUCAGAAGUACUGGAGACUGUACCAGUUUGACUUCAUGGGUCUGAGGAACACCACAGACGUUCUGGCCACCACAGCAGGCGACUACGUGUUGAUGACGGUCUUCUUCGACCUGAGCAGACGGAUGGGCUACUUCACCAUCCAGACCUACAUCCCCUGUAUACUGACUGUUGUCCUGUCCUGGGUCUCGUUCUGGAUCAAGAGCGACGCCACGCCCGCCAGGACAGCUUUAGGAAUCACCACAGUUCUGACCAUGACCACACUGAGCACCGUAGCCCGUAAUUCUCUGCCCAGAGUUUCCUACAUCACAGCCAUGGAUCUGUUUGUCACCGUCUGCUUCCUGUUUGUCUUCGCCGCCAUGAUCGAGUACGCCAUGCUCAACUACUACUCCUACAGUAUACGCAGACCGACGGCCAAGCCUCAGAGGAUGACCUACACAUCCUUCAGCAGAGGGCGUCACCCCCGUGCCAGGACCAUGAUGCCCAUGGGGAACUCUUUGUUCUGGCACGACUACGACGACAACUGUGUUUAUGAGUGUCUGGACGGGAAGGACUGCAAAAGCUUCUUCUGCUGCUACGAGGAGUGUAAAGAAGGUGGCUGGAAGAAAGGACGCAUCCACGUCAACAUCCAGGAGCUGGAUUCUUACUCUCGGGUUUUCUUCCCUACGUCCUUUUUACUCUUCAACAUUGUCUACUGGGUCAGUUACCUCUACCUCUAAUCCCAACCGAAGCCGCACAUCCUGGAGCUUCAUCUGUGGAGGGUGGACAUGAGUGUGGAGGUCACUCCACAGUCAGGUCUACUCUCUGAAGGGCAGUCUAUAAGGACUGCUGCCUAGGGAGUGCUUUGGUGUUGAGUGAAGACUAAAGGUUCUGAUCCUUGAGAACCUGAGAGGACUUUUCCUGUUUUUAAACCGAACUGCAGACAGCUUUGAUUUCACUGGGAAACGUCUGUAUCGCUAAAAGCCUCAGCAGCAGAGGAGGAGGAUGAGAAGGGGGCUGUGAAGCACCCACAGUGCCUUCUUUAAAAAAAAGGGUGCGGACACUACGUAAGGCCUAAGCUCCAUUAUUUUUAUUACCUCAUCCAUCACAGCUGCCACACGCUGGGCUGUUUGUUCUGUGGGAAAACAAAGACAGAACGUGCUUCACACCGCUGGAGAUGCUGAGAAGAAACAAACACCCACUUUUCCUUCUGUAGCACAUUAGCCUCACGUCUACUCUUUUACUCCUACUUCUCACUAACUUCUACUUUUUCUCUCCAUUACUUGAGGGCUGUCACUUUUCCAAGCAUACAACUCUAAUGAUUUUUUGGGUAUUUCAUUUAGUUUGUUCCAUUCUCCAAAAUUACCUGGUUUCUGAUACACAACGGUCUAUUUUGUGAGAUGGUGAACUAAGAAACAACAUAGUGUCACUGUCUUCUUUAAAUGGUGGAUCGAUCGAGCAAAGCAAGGUAUCAAGCCUUUGGAAAACAGACCUACCCCAAACCCUAGAGCCCUUAUUUAUCAACCUAUCUGCUAACUUGAACUUAUCUUGUAGUUUAUCUAUUUUUUGGCAAACACAUUUUUAAAAUAUUAAAAAAUGUUCCUAAUUCCCAAAAUCUUUUUUGAUUGGUGACUUGUCAGCCACCUGAGGAUCAACAUAGUGUCACUGUCUCUGUUUCUAUCUAAGGGUGUGUUCAAAGCCAAUGGUUUUCAGUCUUAACUUAAAUAAUCCCAGGAACUCAUUGUUGUCCUUUGACAUUCUUGAACUACCGACCAUGUUUCCUCACAUGAGUUUCUAACUGGUCAUUAUUUUUCCCACAUUGUUUGGACUCAAAGUGACAGCCCUCCAGUGUUUUUCGGGGUUAUUUGUACUUAUAAUGUGUUUAUACACAGGUGGUUAGUUAUUAAAUAUCAGUUUGUGUGGGGACAGUGGUCGUCUGGUAACAAUCUUGUGAAGAUUCAUAUCAAAGUAAACGCCAAGAAUUUUUGUCUUUUGUUUUUAGUCACCGUUGAGUCUUAUCUUGUAAAACUACAGCUCUCUUAUAUUAACACCCCAAAUCCUUCGCACUUAUCUCUAAACAACACACAGACUAGAAUUAGGAGAAACUCUAGUGAAAGCAAAGUGGUCCUUCAGAGAUGCUCCGACCGUCUUUGUCUCUUUGCUUUUCUUAUGUAUUGCUAUUGAUUUACUGUGGACUGUGGCUCAUCAGCUGGGGUAGGGAAAACGGCUGACAUUUUGGGAAACAAUAAUCUCUGAAAAAGCAGAGUCUUAAUUUAAUCUGGGUGACAGUGCAGCUUUAAUGAGAGCAGACGAACACACACACACAUACACACACACACACACACACACAGUCGGAAACAGGCCCUAAUUAGGCCUGAAAAAAACAGUGUCAGUGUCAGAAAAAGACACAAAGUGCUGACAACAACAGUUUCUCUGUUGUUGCUAUUAAUGAGUCACACUGUUUACAAACAAACACUCGAACAACAGUAAACACGGCUGUGUUACCGACAGAAAACUCUGAAAAAAGAAAAUAAGGUCAUGUACAGAGUAAAAAGUAACAGUAACCGAUGUUCCAAAAUGUUUCUGGUCUGUUCCUGGUUCAUGGUUCCUGGUUCAUGGUUCA
Molecule: messenger RNA, 3327 nt
Organism: Cynoglossus semilaevis (tongue sole)
Lineage: Eukaryota; Metazoa; Chordata; Actinopteri; Pleuronectiformes; Cynoglossidae
Gene: gabrg3
Product: gamma-aminobutyric acid type A receptor subunit gamma3
Exons: 10
Coding region: 80-1444 (454 amino acids)
Biological process (GO): chloride transport; monoatomic ion transmembrane transport; gamma-aminobutyric acid signaling pathway
Cellular component (GO): membrane
Molecular function (GO): extracellular ligand-gated monoatomic ion channel activity; GABA-A receptor activity
Source: RefSeq, a predicted model, not a curated record